GAGGCAACGGACGCAUCUUCCUCUCAGAUGAUAGUACAAGUUAGUUAAGUAAACAGGAGGUUCAAACGAGUACUUUUUAAAGUUUUCAGUCGCUGAAGAUAUAUUUCCUUGUGAUGCACUGACGCUCUUCAGUUUGAGGAUGGAGUCAUCUUGUCUGGACCUGGCUCUGGAGGGUGAGAGGCUCUGUAAGGCUGGUGACUAUCGUGCCGGUGUGUCCUUCUUUGAGUCUGCCAUCCAAGUUGGAACAGAAGACCUCCAAAUCCUUAGUGCCAUCUACAGCCAACUGGGCAACGCCUACUUUCACCUACAAGAGUAUAACAAAGCCCUGGAGUACCACCGGCAUGACCUCACACUUACAAGAACUAUUGGAGAUGAGCUUGGUGAGGCAAAGGCCAGUGGCAACCUUGGGAAUACAUUAAAACUUUUAGGACGUUAUGAAGAAGCUAUUGUUUGUUGCCAAAGACAUCUGGACAUCACCAGAGCCAUUUAUGAUAAGGUUGGGCAGGCCCGAGCACUGUAUAAUUUCGGGAACGUUUACCACGCCAAGGGCAAGAACAUCUGCUGGAGUGGAACCGAGCCAGGAGAGUUCUCAGAGGAGGCUCGGGCAGCCCUGAGGAAAGCUGCAAAGUACUAUGAAGCAAACCUGUGUAUGGUGAAGGAGCUAGGUGAUCGCGCUGCUCAGGGUCGUACCUAUGGUAACCUUGGCAACACUUACUAUCUACUGGGUGACUUUGAAACUGCUGUGGCUGCACAUGAAAAGCGGUUGCUCAUUGCCAAAGAGUUUGGAGAUAAGUCAGCUGAGAGGAGGGCCCACUGUAACCUUGGCAAUGCUCACAUAUUCCUUAGUCAAUUUGAGAUCGCUGCUGGUCAUUACAAGAGGACUCUGCAGCUGGCCCGGCUUCUGAAGGACAAAGCAGUGGAGGCUCAAGCUUGCUACAGUUUAGGCAACACUUACACACUACUACAGGACUAUGAGAGAGCCAUUGAUUACCACCUCAAACAUCUGGUCAUCGCUCAGGACCUCAAUGACAGAGUCGGUGAAGGAAGAGCAUACUGGAGUCUAGGAAAUGCCCACACCGCCCUGGGGAAUCAUGAGCAAGCUAUGCACUUUGCUGAAAAACAUCUGGAAAUUGCCAAAGAGACCGGAGACAAAAGCGGGGAGGUGACAGCAAGAAUGAACUUGUCUGACCUGCGGCUGGUUGUAGGCCUGAAGUCCAACUCCAACGCUUACCCAAACGUAUUCCGCAACAUAAACUCUAACAGCUCUGUUCUGCCAGCAGGCUCCCAUAGUUACCCCAACCUUCCAGUCAUCAAGUCUACAGAGAACUUUGAACAGAGGCAAAGCCCUGACAAAAAUCAAACUGGAGACUCAUCUGCACAGCAAGAUUCAGAGGAUGAUUCAUUUCCUGGGUCUUCAAAAAAUAGCACACUCAAGGCUUCUACUAAACUCUUCCUCUUCCAUCGGUUGAAAAGCAAGAAGCACAAAAGCGUCAAAUCACCUCCCAAAGACCAGCAUGAGAAUCACAUAGAGGAUUCUGCACCUGAUCUAGAAGCACCAGUGUCCCUGAAGCCAGGAUCCCGGGACACUAUCGGAGAAGACAGCUUUUUCGACCUGCUGUCUCGCUUCCAGGGCAACAGGAUGGACGACCAAAGGUGCACUCUACUGGAUGGCCAGAGCCAUCUGAGCCCUGCUCACUCCUCUCCCUCCUCCACCCCACCUGUAGCUGAGAGGAGAUCUAUUUUGGAGUGCGCAACACCAUUGCAGGAUCCUGGUCAUUUCCUGGAGCUGCUGGCCAGCUCCCAGGCCCGUCGUCUGGACGACCAACGAGUCAGCUUGAGCCAUUUUCCUGGCUUACGACUCAGCACCUCCAACCCGCCACUUACACCCUCCACCUCCAGCCCCGACCAGGUCCCCCCACAAGCCAAAAUCACCAGUCCAGAAAGUCAAACACCCUCCCUGUACAGUCGCCUCGAGGCCAGUGCUGAGCAACCAGAGGGGGACGAUGUCUUCUUUGAUAUGCUUGUCAAGUGCCAAGGCUCCAGGCUGAACGACCAGAGGUGUGCAGCUCCACCUUCUGCAAAUAAAGGACCAACUGUCCCCGAUGAGGAUUUUUUCAGUCUCAUCCUGCACUCCCAGUCUAACAGGAUGGAGGAGCAGAGAGUUUUGGCGCCCCCUGGUGUCACCCAAUCCAAACCAGACUGACUUCAUAAGGGACUUUUCAAAGUCUGAGGAUAACAGAUGAAGUACCAAAGCUGUCAGGAGUUUUUUUUUUUAAACCAGCAGAACUCUUGAUUUCUGCCUUUUUGGGCCCAUAUGACAACAUCCCUGCUGGACUAAAGAUGGCAAAGGACACAAGAAGGAAUUCAAGCUUAUGAAAAAGAGCAGGUUUUUAUGGAAGUUAAAUUUUUUUUUGGAUAACUGACAGUGUUUCACAGUUGUCACAUUUUUGUGAUGCCUCCUGUUGCCUGUUUUUAAAAAAAGAUCUCUCUGUACCCAUGACAUCUGCCAACCCUGGAAGCCUCCAUCAUGUCACAAUUACAAACUGUUCAAGAGGUUCAUGUUUGGACUCGUUACUCUGCUGGAAGGACGUAAGCCAAGCUGAAGGGAAUACCGUUUAUGAUGGACAAUCAUGUUACAUAAGCUGUUCUAAAUACUUGUGAUCACAUCUCGUCUAAAGGAGCAGUAAAUCUUGGUUUGAGCUAACAUCUCCUCUGGACUUUACAAAUGUUUUAAGGGAAAUAAAAUCCACCUUUACAGUGGUGGUGACUAGUAAAGCCAUUAAAAGCAUCUGCUAUCUGACACUGA
This is a messenger RNA of Cheilinus undulatus (humphead wrasse), 2806 nucleotides long. RefSeq names its product G-protein-signaling modulator 2-like. Lineage: Eukaryota; Metazoa; Chordata; Actinopteri; Labriformes; Labridae. The record is from RefSeq and is a predicted model, not a curated record. The transcript is spliced from 15 exons. The coding region runs from base 140 to 2203 and encodes 687 amino acids. Gene Ontology annotation, molecular function: protein binding; GTPase regulator activity.